Molecule: messenger RNA, 2697 nt
Organism: Acytostelium subglobosum LB1
Lineage: Eukaryota; Evosea; Eumycetozoa; Acytosteliales; Acytosteliaceae
Exons: 4
Coding region: 1-2697 (898 amino acids)
Biological process (GO): post-transcriptional gene silencing
Cellular component (GO): cytoplasm; peroxisome
Molecular function (GO): mRNA base-pairing post-transcriptional repressor activity; CCR4-NOT complex binding; RNA nuclease activity
Source: RefSeq, a predicted model, not a curated record
AUGACAAUGCAGCCUGAACUAGCUGUAAAUGUCUUCUGGGAUCUGGAGAACUGCUCGGUACCCUCACAUAUGAGGGGAAUACAUGUGGUCAAUGCAAUACGAUCAUUCGCUCUACAACGUGGCGUACUAAAGAAUAUAUCAGCCUUUGCCAAUCUAAAGCUGAUCAAGGAUGAACUGCGCUCCAACCUACAAGAGUGCGGUGUGCUCCUACACGACGUGUCGCGAAACAAGUCCAAUGCAUCGGAUAUCGCUAUAUUGGUGGAGAUACUCAAACUGGUCAUCGAUAACAAGCCACCUCAUUGUAUCGUCUUGAUAUCUGGUGAUCGAGACUUUAGCAAUGUGCUCAACACGCUGACCUUUCGUCGAUACCAAGUCUACUUGAUACACUCGUCGCACGCCUCUGACGUGCUCAAAUACUCUGCCACUGCCUCCUACGAAUGGUUCUCUCUUCUCCGCGGAACAAUCAAGGCGCCAACAUCUCCUGUCAUGCCACCAUCAACUCCACCACAACAGCAACAACAGUUAUCUUAUGGUGGUGGUGGUGGAUCGGGUAAUGGUAUGCAGCAACAACAACAACAGCAACAGCAUCAACCACAACAACAACAACAGCAACAACAACAACAACAACAGCAGCAACAACAACAGUUCACCAAUCUCAAUAGUCCAUCACAUAACAAUGUUCGAGAGCAUGCUCCUCAGUCACAACAACAACAACAACAACAACAACAACAACAACCACAACAACAACAUCAACAACAGCAACAACAACAACAACAACAACUUCAGCAACAACAGCAACAACAACAACAACAAUUACAACAACAACAACAACAACAGCAGCAACAGCAACAACAACAACAACAGCAACAGCAACAACAACAAUAUAAUGUUGGCAAGAACGAUAAAGUCGACAUUGAGAAGGACAGCUUCAAACUGAACGCACCGCCGCAAUCGGACGAGGCCGACACACAGUCGCAGCAGGCCGCCGACGACGCCAAUGGGUCCUCGGAGGACACCAGCGGCAACAACUCGCCCACCAACAUCCUGCGGAACCUCAGCUGCGACAGGUUCGCGAAUGACGACGUACUCUCUGACCUGACCGAGCAGAUCGACCUGUGUAGCAGCAGCGUCGCUGGCGGCGUCAAUGGGCCCGUCGAUGAGAAGAAGAAGUCGACUGACAACGAGCAUGCCAUGUUCAGCGGCUCGCCCAACCAUCUGGAGGUGGACGACGAGGAUUUCAACAAUGAGGAGGAUGCCGAGAUGCGCGGCAACAUGUACGAGGUGGACGAUGAGGAGAGCUCUUACGCCGACUUCCAAGAGCCAGGCUCUGACUCUUUCGCCUUUGGUGGCGAUGAGAUCAUGAGCAGCAGCAACAACCAACAUAACAAGUUAAUCAAGAUGUCAAAUAACAACAACAACAACAGUAACAACAACAACUUUGAAAAGACAACAAUGGCCAUUCCAAAGGACUAUCACCAUAUCACCUUUACAAACUGUCAGCACCUCAACUCGGUAAUAGCAAAGUUCUUCCCACUGCUAGAGAUGCUGGAGAAGAGCGAGAACAAACGACUGGUAUUCUCAGAGAUUGGCAUCAAGAUGCAGUUCCUCAAGCUCGGCUAUACAAAGCUCAACAACUACCUGUAUGACGCGCAAGCCAUCGGACUCAUCUCGAUCAAACAGAUCAGACAGAUAUCGUGGGCCUUUCCCAAAGUCAGCCUGGACAACCGCUCAUCAUUCGACCUCUCCAAGAACUUCCAAAAGAUCUACUCGCAUCUGCUGCUGGCGCUCGAAGGCCUCAAGACCGACUACUUCCGGCCGACCGAGUCACAGAUCGUGAAGCGAAUGAAGAAGCUCGAUCUACCUUGCUACAACUUUGACCUCAUUCUCAUCCCGCUGGCCAUGUCUCACUCGCUCAUAAUCGAAGGAGAGAAGCCCAACCGACUGGUCUAUCCACCGACUGGACGCUAUGAGGGCCUGGACCCAUCGAACCCCAAUCCAGACUACUUCUCACCGCACACCUGGAAGUUGUUUGAGGACUUCCUUCGAUCCGUGCAUCCACUGUCCAGGAAUGGCCGCUAUGGAUUCGCACUCUUCCUCAAAGAGUCUGGUCCAUCCGAGCUCCGCGAGAUGCCCCUGGCAGUUGUCACCUCAAUGGUCGAGCUAGCACUCAAGAAGAAGCUACUCCUUUACAAGAGCUCAAAUAUUUGUACCAACAUCCAAGAAGAACAAUCGUCAUCGAUUAACAAGCAGAGUUCUCAAGUCGGUGAAGAGAAACGAUUAGAAGAGAAGGACUCACCUAAUGACCCUAGCAAUGAACUGGUAUCUUCCAAAAAGUUUGAUGAAGAUACAGUACCGGUUUCUUUUACUUGGCCAUAUAGUGGCCAUGUUAUUCAGCUGACCGGAUCCUUCUUUAUGUGGGACCAGAAGGUGCCACUGACGGACCAGCUCUCGAUGAAUACCUCUCCUCAACGCAACAGUCUGUUGUUGGGAAUUGAAGAGAAGCGAACAGAUAGCAGUGGAGUAAUGGCAGGCGAUAGUAUAUUGUCCACUAUGCUCUAUCUCGCUCCUGGCAGGUAUGAGUACAAGUUCAUUGUCGAUGGCAACUGGGAGUACGAUCCUCAGAAGCCUGUUGUUACGGACGAUCGCGGAAACAUCAACAACCUCUUGGUCGUCAAUUCAAAGAUCAGAAAGGAAUGA